This is a messenger RNA of Heterocephalus glaber (naked mole-rat), 6249 nucleotides long. It is a transcript of the gene Col18a1, whose product is annotated as collagen type XVIII alpha 1 chain. Gene Ontology annotation, molecular function: protein binding; extracellular matrix structural constituent conferring tensile strength. The record is from RefSeq and is a predicted model, not a curated record. Gene Ontology annotation, biological process: extracellular matrix organization. NCBI's taxonomy places the organism in Eukaryota, Metazoa, Chordata, Mammalia, Rodentia, Bathyergidae.
AGGUGGGGUGGUCCCCUCGCUUCCUGGGCCGGGCUGCUUCCCUUCUGCAGCAGUGGCCGGAGGAGCGGCCAGGCUGCCAAGUGAGUGCGGGCGCGGGAGGGCGGAGCGCCCGGCCCCUCCUCCCUGGUGGCAGAGGCCGCCCUGCCCUUCCGCGAGCACAGCCCCGAUGGCUCCCGACCCCAGCAGAGGCCUCCGCCUACUGCUGCUGGUCGCCUGCUGCCUGGCGCCCGCCCAGGCCACCCUGCUCCCCCUGGACUGGCUGUGGUCUUCGAAGAUCAGCGGCUCCACAGCCAGCCCGGUCUCCCAGCCCCAGGGCCGCCCGUCCCCGGAGCCCACAGCGGCCCCCUCCACGCAUGUGGCCCCCCAGCAUGGCCCCCUGGAGCCAAGGACCGUCCCUGCCAGCACCCGGCCGGCCUCAGAGGGACAGGCGGCCGCCUGGAGCGAGGCCCCUGCUGCCCAGGCUGCCUCCACCGCGAGCCUGGACCCCAAGGAGGAGAACGUCGGGGGCGUGGGCGCCAGGAUCCUGAACGUGGCCCAGGGCAUUCGGAGCUUCGUCCAGCUGUGGGACGAUGCUGCCCCAACCGGGACCUCCGCUGCCGUGGGGACGCCUGGCCCCGCGCCCCCCGUGGACCCGAGCGCCCUCGCUGGCCCCUCUGGCGACCCCCAGGACAGCAGCGCUGCUUCGUGGCCUAGUCCUGGAGCCCCAAGCCUUCUGGGCCCUCGGACAGCCAAGGCCGGUGCCCUGGCUGUGCCCGCCUGGCCACCUCUGUCCCCAGCACCGCUGAGGGGACCCCCCGUGCCACCUGCGUCCCCAGGUAGAGCUUCUCUGUCUCCCUUGCCAGGCGGGGCCCCUCCCUGGGGCAGCCCGCGGCCCCCGGACCUGGACACGGAGGCUGGUGCUCAGCAGCGCGGACGCCCUGACUCCCGCCGGGUGCUUUCUCUGGUGAUGGCUGCUCCCUCUGCCCUGCCCGCCGGCCCCUCCGCCUGGCGCUUUCUGGUGGCUGCGGAACCUUCCCCUGGGGACGGCAGUGCUUGGCUCUCUCCCAGGGCUUCUCCCAAGGGGCCUGGGCUCACUACGCGCUCGGCCCUGCCGGGGGUCAGCCCCCCAACGCCCGGCGGCCGCUGCCUGCCCCUGACGCCCACCCUGCCCAUCUGCGGCCACCUGGGCAUCGGGCGCUCCUGGCUGCCCAACCACCUGCGCCACGGGAACAGCGAGGAGGUGCAGGCGGCCGCGCAGGCGUGGGGGGUCCUGUGGACGCACGGCCACCCCUUCCUCGCCUGGCUCUUCUGCCUGCUGCUGGCGCCCCCCUGUGGCCCAGGCCCGCUGCCCCCCCUGCCGCCCUGCCGCCAGUUUUGUGAGGCCGUGGAGGACGCGUGCUGGAGCCGCCUGGACGGGGCCCGGCUGCCUGUGGCCUGUGCCUCGCUGCGUGCCCAGGAGGACGGGCUCUGUGUGUUCAUUGGGCCGGCAGCAGAGAGUGCCCACCAGGAGGUGGGGCUGCUUCAGCUCCUCGGGGAGCCCCUGCCCCAGCAGGUCAGGGCCAUCGAUGACCCUGAGGUCGGGCCGGCCUAUGUCUUCGGACUGGACGCCAACAGCGGGCAGGUGGCCCAGUACCACUUGCCCAGCCCCUUCUUCCCUGAUUUCUCGCUGCUGUUCCACGUGCGGCCAGACACGGAGGAUGCAGGCAUGCUGUUUGCCAUCACGGACGCUGCACAGGCGGCCGUGGUGCUGGGUGUGAAGCUGUCAGGAGUGCAGGACCAGCACCAGAACAUCUCGCUGCUCUACUCAGAGCCGGGCACGAGCCAGACCCACACGGCUGCCAGCUUCCGCCUGCCUGCCUUCGUGGGCCAGUGGACCCGCUUUGCACUCAGCGUGGAUGCUGGCUCCGUGGCGCUGUACGUGGACUGUGAGGAGUUCCAGAGGCUGCCAUUCGCGCAGUCCCUGGGGCGCCUGGAGCUGGAGCCUGGUGCCGGCCUCUUCGUGGGCCAGGCCGGAGGAGCAGACCCCGACAAGUUUCAGGGGGCGAUCGCGGAGCUGUGGGUGCGUGGGGACCCCCGCGUGAGCCCCGUGCACUGCUUGGACGAGGAGGACGAGGACAAGGAGGGGGCAUCUGGAGACUUCGGCAGUGGCCUGGAGGAGACCGGAGAGCUUCACCGGGAGACCGGGGCCAUGACCCAGACGCUCGGUCUCCCCCUGCCUCCGCCCGUGACUCCUCCUCCCCUGGCCAGAGGGGGCAGCGUGGAAGAUGCCAGGAUGGAGGAGAUGGAGGAGCCAAGCACGGCAGCUUCACCACGGCAUGAGGCUGUUCCAGCUAAGACCCUUCCUGGCCCAGGUUCGAAUGACGCGUGGGACGAGAGUGCCUGGAGCCCGGGGAGCAGCCAGGGGAAGGGAGGCCUGAAGGGGCAGAAGGGGGAGCCGGGAGUUCAGGGGCCACCUGGCCCGGUUGGGCCCCAGGGCCCUGGAGGCUCCAUGAUGCACGGCCCUGGGGCCCAGGGUCCCCCUGGGCCCCCAGGGAAUGACGGUGCCCCAGGCAGGGACGGUGAGCCGGGGGACCCUGGCGAGGACGGAAGACCAGGGGACGCUGGGCCACAGGGCUUCCCGGGGCCCCCGGGGGACGUGGGCCCCAAGGGAGAGAAGGGAGACCUGGGGGUCGGGCCGAGAGGACCCCCAGGGCCCCAAGGGCCGCCGGGGCCGCCAGGACCGUCCUUCAGGCACGACAAGCUGACCUUCAUCGACAUGGAGGGCUCUGGCUUCAGUGGCGACCUGGAGACCCUCAGGGGCCCACGAGGCUUCCCUGGCCCCCCUGGGCCCCCUGGAGUCCCAGGCUUGCCCGGAGAGCCCGGCCGCUUCGGGGUGAACAGCUCCCACGUUUUGGGACCCCCAGGCCUCCCCGGUGUGCCUGGGCGGGACGGGUCCCCUGGCUUUCCCGGCUCCCCGGGACCCCCAGGACCCCCAGGGAAGGAGGGUCCUCCAGGAAGAGUGGGCCAGAAAGGCAGCCCUGGAGACGUGGGCGCCCCCGGACCCAAGGGCAGCCAAGGAGACCCAGGCCCCGAAGGUUCUCCAGGGGAGACCGGCUUUGCGGGAGCCCCUGGCCCUGCCGGACCCCCAGGACCCCCAGGACCUCCUGGGCCACCCGGACCAAGACUCGCCGCGGGAUUUGAUGACAUGGAAGGCUCCGGGGCCCCCUUCUGGUCCACAGCCGGAGGCUCCGCAGGGCUGCAGGGACCGCCCGGCCUGCCAGGACUGAAGGGGGAUCCCGGCCUGCCCGGAGACAAGGGAGAAGUCGGAGCAGAUGGAGCUCGAGGGUUCCCCGGGCUCCCAGGCAGCGAGGGUCCCACUGGGCCCAUGGGACCAAAAGGCGAGAAAGGCAGCCGGGGAGAAAGAGGCGACCCAGGGAAGGACGGUGUGGGGCAGCCCGGCCUGCCCGGGCCCCCAGGGCCCCCGGGAGCUGUGGUCUAUGUGUCGGAGCCGGGUCGAGCCCUGGCCAGCGCGCCGGGCCCUGAGGGCAGGCCGGGCUUCGCGGGCUUCCCCGGACCCGCCGGGCCGAAGGGCGACGAGGGCUCCAAAGGUGCACCAGGCUCCCCGGGACCCAAGGGUGAGAGAGGAGAGCCGGGCGCCAUCUUCAGCCCCGAUGGCAGAGCCCUGGGCCCUGCGCACAAGGGAGCCAAGGGAGAGCCGGGCUUCCGCGGACCCCCAGGCCCGUACGGGCGGCCUGGGCACAAGGGAGAGAUCGGCUUUCCUGGACGGCCGGGUCGCCCCGGGAUGAACGGGCUGAAGGGUGAGAAGGGUGAGCCCGGAGAUGCCAGCCUCGGAUCCGGCGUGAGGGGAAUGCCUGGCCCCCCUGGACCUCCGGGCCCCCCCGGGCCCCCUGGGACGCCCGUCUAUGACAGCAAUGCAUUUGUGGAGUCCGGCCGUGCUGGACCUCCAGGACCACGAGGGCUGCCAGGGCCUUCUGGACCAAAGGGCGACAAAGGAGAGGUGGGCCCGCCCGGACCGCCAGGGCAGUUCCCCCUGGACCUCCUCCGCCUGGGAGCUGAGAUGAAGGGAGAGAAAGGGGACCGUGGGGACGCCGGACAGAAGGGCCAGAUGGGCACGCCCGGGGCCAGUGGCGGCAUCUUCGGCUCCAGUGUCCCCGGCCCCCCCGGGUACCCCGGGCCCCCCGGCAUCCCGGGUCCCAAGGGAGACAGCAUCCAGGGCCCGCCUGGCCCGCCUGGCCCUCAGGGACCUCCGGGCAUUGGCUAUGAGGGGCGCCAGGGCCCCCCCGGCCCCCCCGGGCCCCCCGGGCCCCCCUCAUUUCCCGGCCCGCACAGGCAGACUGUCAGCGUUCCCGGCCCCCCUGGCCCCCCAGGGCCCCCAGGGCCCCCAGGGACCAUGGGCACCUCCUCAGGGGUGAGGGCCUGGGCCUCCUACGAGGCCAUGCUGGAGAAGGUGCACGAGGUGCCGGAGGGCUGGCUCCUCUUCGUGGCCGAGGAUGAGGCGCUCUACGUCCGUGUCCGAAAUGGGGUCCGCAAGGUUCUGCUGGAGGCUCGGAUGCCACUGCCUAGUGCUACGGACAAUGAGGUGGCCGCCCUGCAGCCCCCGCUGGUGCAGCUGCACGGGGGCGGCCCGUACCCGCGGCGGGAGCACUCCUACUCCACUGCGCGGCCCUGGCGGGCGGAUGACAUCCUGGCCAGCCCCCCGCGCCUGCCAGCCCCCCAGCCCUACCCCGGAGCCCCACACCGCCACGGUGCCUACAUGCAUCUCCGGCCUGCCAGUCCGACGAGCUUGCCCACCCACACCCACCACGACUUCCAGCCAGUGCUCCACCUGGUGGCACUCAACAGCCCGCUGCCGGGUGACAUGCAUGGCAUCCGAGGGGCUGACUUCCAGUGCUUCCAGCAGGCUCGGGCCGUGGGGCUGAGGGGCACCUUCCGUGCCUUCCUGUCCUCGCGGCUGCAGGACCUCUACAGCAUCGUACGCCGUGCAGACCGCGGGGCUGUGCCCAUUGUCAACCUCAAGGACGAGGUGCUGUCUCCCAGCUGGGAGGCCCUGUUCUCGGGGUCCCGGGGCCAGCUGAAGCCUGGGGCCCGCAUCUUCUCUUUCGACAGCAGGGACGUCCUGAGGCACCCAGCCUGGCCCCAGAAGAGUGUGUGGCAUGGCUCCGACCCCAGCGGGCGCCGGCUGACCGAGAGCUACUGUGAGACGUGGCGGACGGAGGAGGCGGCAGCCACAGGCCAGGCCUCGUCACUGCUGGCCGGCAGGCUGCUGGAGCAGAGCCCCUCGAGUUGCCGCAACGCCCACAUAGUCCUCUGCAUCGAGAACAGUUUCAUGACGCCCUCCAAGUAGGGCCCUGCAGCUGGAUGUCGGGCAGAGGCAGUGAGGGCUGGCACAGGCAGGGAGCGUCCGGCCGGCUGGCCCAGGGCCUGGCGGUGGCUUUCCUGUGUAGUUCACAUUUCAUGUAAUCCUCAAGAAAUAAAAGGAAGCCAAAGAGUGUAUUUUUAAAAAGUUGAGAGCAGCCUGAUGCCAGGUUGUCCCAGCUCCCGCUGGCUAGCUGUAACACGGCGCUGGCCUCUGUGCCCGGGGCCCCGUCAGACCACAGCUGCCCUUCAGCAGCAGGCUGGCCCAGGACACGUGCCCUGCUACAGGCUCAUGGGCUCUUGGUGUGGGAAGGGCCUGGCCCCCUGGCAGGUGCUGGAGGCUGGGCCCAGUCAGCACGAAGCCCCUGGUCUCUCCUCACUGCCCGAUGGCUGUGCCCGGCACAUGUUCGUGCACAGGGAGACAACACCCACACCGGGCCAGGGCACCCACCCCCAGCCUCCACCUCUGCAGCCACCCGGCGCCCUCCAGGAGCUUCCAGCUCAGUGGUGUGCCGACCCUGCCACCCAGUGUGGUCCAUCCACGCUUCCCCCUCCAGCCCGCCUGGGCAUGGGGGCCCAUUAGGCCUCUUCAGGCGCAUAUCUCAGGUGAUGCUGAGGCCAGGCCAGACUAUGGCCCCGCUGAGUAGGAGAGGUUUGUGGGCGACAGCCAGGCCAUGGCAGUGUCCUGUCCCCAGCCUUUUGCCUGCAAGUCCGGAAGCCCAGUAGUCUCCCAGAGCAUCCUGCCAUAGGGGCCGAGUGCUCGGCCACCCUGGGCUGCCACAGCCAUGGGGCUCCCUGCCUCAGGAUCUGGGAUCUGUGGUCUGAGGGCUGGGAGAAACCAGCAGGGCCAGUUCUGUAACUGUGUGGUGUGAACCCUUUCAACAGGACACCGAAUAAAGGCCUUUUACACAGACA